UCCUCCUCUUUCCUGUUUUUUUCUUUUUUUUUUUUUGAAUAUUUCGGGUUUAAAAAGCCCCCCAACCAUCCAAUCCUUUCCUCCACCACAACAAGAGAGGUGAAGUGAAGGGAGAGAAACCCAUUAGAGCUAGGAUCAGAGUUGCUUUGAGAUUCGGAAAUACAUCAUACAUAUAUUGAUAUAUAGAUAUAUAUAGUCGAUCUCCUCGGUACCGGUAGUCCAAUAGGAACGUGGUAUACAAACGGAAAUGGAGAAGCAAGAGGAAGGGGCUCUCUAUUCAACACCAUCACCACCACCAUCACCAUCUUCUUCUCGGUUCAAAAGGGUUUGUGUUUUCUGCGGCAGCAGCCCCGGAAAGAAGGCUACUUACCAGCUUGCUGCUAUUCAACUGGGCCAUCUAUUGGUGGAGAGGAACAUAGACUUGGUGUAUGGAGGGGGCAGUGUUGGGCUCAUGGGACUUGUCUCCCAAGCUGUCUACAAUGGAGGUCGCCAUGUCCUUGGGGUUAUCCCCAGGACACUGAUGCCCAGAGAGAUAACAGGAGAGACCGUUGGAGAGGUGAGAGCAGUCUCCGGCAUGCACCAGCGAAAGGCUGAGAUGGCUCGGCAAGCCGAUGCCUUCAUCGCACUACCCGGUGGCUAUGGAACCUUAGAGGAGCUUUUAGAAGUCAUUACUUGGGCCCAGCUGGGAAUCCAUGACAAACCGGUGGGUUUGUUGAACGUUGAUGGCUACUACAAUUCUCUUCUGUCUUUCGUCGACAAGGCCGUCGACGAAGGGUUCAUCACGCCCGCCGCGCGCCAUAUCGUAGUCUCCGCCCCGACCCCUCAAGAGUUGCUAUCCAAACUCGAGGAUUAUGUUCCAAUUCAUGAUGGGUCCGGGCUCAAGCUAAGUUGGGAGAUGGAGCAAAUUGGGCUCACACCCAAAUCGGACAUUUCACGUUGACCAAUUCCACCUUAAAAAUUAUUAACUAAAAACACCAAAAUAUUAUCCUUGCUUCGUUUAGCAGCUUCUUUUUCCUAAUGUUUUUAUAUAUAUAAUAUAACUAGUGAUGCUGUGGAUAAUGGGCUCCAACGACUUGUCCUGUUAACUUUUUUUUUUUUUCUUUUUUCUUUUUCUAAAUGGGUGUUUUUGACUUUUGACUCAGAUAAGGUGUCACAUAGUUGUAAAGACUCAUUUGUACAUGCUCCUUUACGUGUAACAAUUGUGCCCAUUAGCUUUUUAUUUUUUUAUUUUUGCUUUUUUUUUCCCUCUCAUUUAACAUUGUCUCUUUCUAA
Ananas comosus (pineapple) is the source of this 1272-nucleotide messenger RNA. Its product is annotated as cytokinin riboside 5'-monophosphate phosphoribohydrolase LOG1-like. The record is from RefSeq and is a predicted model, not a curated record. Gene Ontology annotation, cellular component: nucleus; cytosol. Gene Ontology annotation, molecular function: hydrolase activity, hydrolyzing N-glycosyl compounds. Lineage: Eukaryota; Viridiplantae; Streptophyta; Magnoliopsida; Poales; Bromeliaceae. The transcript is spliced from 7 exons. The coding region runs from base 248 to 940 and encodes 230 amino acids. Gene Ontology annotation, biological process: cytokinin biosynthetic process.